UAAACAAAUACUCACUGGGCAUGCGCCACAGGAAUAAUGGAGGUCUGUCUUUUCCCCUCGGAGCGAUGAUGCCUGUUUCUACUGUUUCCUGCGAUGUAGCGAAAAAUCAACCCGUCUACAUUUCUGCGUUUAGUCCAGGUUGUAGCAAGGUUCUUUGAGAUGACCACAGAUCCCCCAGUCCAAAGUGAGGCCUUCAGGGUCAUGACCUUCACCCCCUCCAAAGAGGAGUUCAAGGACUUUGUUCGUUAUGUUGCCUACAUGGAGUCACAGGGAGCUCACAGAGCGGGAAUAGCCAAGGUUAUUCCUCCUAAAGGCUGGAAGCCAAGAAGGACGUAUGAUGACGUGGAUGAUCUGCUGAUCCCUGCUCCCAUCCAGCAGGUGGUGACCGGUCAGUCAGGCCUCUUCACGCAGUACAACAUCCAGAAGAAGCCCAUGCUCGUCCACGAGUUCCAGAAGACCUCCAACUUGGACAAGUUCUGCAGUCCCAGGUUUGUUGACUUUAACGAGCUGGAGAAGAAGUUCUGGAAGAACCUGACCUUCAACCCUCCUCUUUACGGAGCGGACAUCAGCGGGACGCUGUUUGAUCCUGACGUGCCGGACUGGAACAUCAGCCAUCUCGACUCCAUAUUGAACGCGUUGGAGGGCAAGUGCGAUGACAAAAUCAAAGCGGCCCAGGGGCCUUUGAUUGACUUCGGAAUGUGGAAGAGCGCCUUCGCUUGGCACACGGAGGAAAUGGAUCUGUACAGACUUAGCUACAUGCAUUAUGGAGAACCCAGGAGCUGGUACGUCGUUCCCCCAGAACACGGCAGAAGGUUGGAGAAACUAGCCAAGGGUUUUUUCCCCGGAAACGCUCAAAACUGCGAAGCCUUCCUGCGGCACAAAAUGACUUUAAUUUCUCCUACAAUCCUGAAGAAGUACAAUAUUCCAUUUGAGAAGGUGAUUCAGGAGGCGGGGCAGUUCAUCGUGACAUUCCCGUUUGCAUACCACGCAGGAUUUAACCACGGCUUCAACUGCGCAGAGUCCACAAACUUUGCCACGGAGCGAUGGAUCGAGUACGGAAAACGAGCAACAUUGUGCUCCUGCCGUCAGGACUCAGUGAAGAUUUCCAUGGAUGCAUUCGUCCACAAGUAUCAGCCAGAGCGUUACAGCCUGUGGAAGGCAGGGAAGGACCAUGUCCUCAUCGAUCACUCCAAACCCACUCCGGAGGCUGCCGAGUUUCAAAGAAAAGCAGACGUCCAGCCACUUAAGGAGAGUUUGUCUAAAAGGUCAGCGAAGGAGCCUUCGGGUCGCAUCCAGUACAACAGUCUCAAGGCAGAGGGUAGGAGGCGUCAGAACGAGGCUAAAAAAACCUCCGAAUCGGGAGCUGUGAAGUCCCAGCUGACAGAGAAGAAAACUGAGGGGGCGGAGUCAGACAAAUCUGAUCUGAUGGAUGAGGAGAAUCCUGCCAAGAUUUCUGUCCCCCAAGACACUGAAGCAGCUGAGCUGGAAGCAACCAAGGAGAAGGGCAGCAAGCAACAACUUCAGUCCAAAGUUCAGUCUAAAAGCAGCAGCAAAAAAGGCGUCAACAGACGGAGCCCUGCAAAGAAAGAGAAAAAUGGAGAGACGGCUACAGAUGUUUCUCCUCAUCGACCUCCUGCCACCAAACUGGUUUCACCAAACUCUAAGGAGACUGGCCACAGCAUGGAUUCUCCGGGUGAAACCCAGCUGAGUCCCGCUGGUCUGUUUCAAAGGCCGCUGAGCUCUGCGGAUGUCCUGCAUGUCCACAGCUACGCCAAAGGGGACUAUGGGGACGAGGUCCCACCAAAGGAGGAGGAGAACGAUGGCAGGGACUUUAAGAAGGCAGAAGACUUUGGACCCAGCAGCAAAGUUAGUCUUUGUCUCCAGGUGAUGGAAGUCAGCAUGACUGGAGAUCAGGAGCCAGAGAAAGUCCAGGUCCAGCUUCCAAACCACGAGCCGCCCCCACAGGAUUGUACGAGUGAUGAAGAGGGCGCUGAUGAGCUUUCUACCUCAGAGGAGUUUGGUUUGGAGGUGGAGAACUGGGCAAAGGCUCUGGCCCACCUAUGGCAAAACAGACCAACCAACCUAAAGAAAGAAAAGGAGUACAACCAGCGCAUGGGCUGCAAACCUCCAUACUGCUCUAUCUGCGCACUCUUUCACACUUACCAGCAGAUGGAGUACAAAAGGGCAAAUGCCCCCGUCAUGGGGGCAGGGGGCCAUAUGCGGACCAAACCUCUGAUCCCAGAGAUGUGCUUCAUCACAACCACAGAGGAAGACUCUGAGCAGCAGGAGGAGUCUGUCGCUCCUUAUCUUGAGGAAGACGGAAGCAGCCUCCUCAUCAGCUGCUCGCAGUGCUGCGUUCGGGUUCAUACCUCCUGUUAUGGUGUGGAUCCCACCACUGUGACCAAGGAGUGGAAGUGUGCACGCUGCAAAGCCAACGCCAUGACUGAGGAUUGCUGCCUUUGUUGGUUAAGAGGCGGAGCUUUGCAGAGAACUAGCAACCACAAGUGGGUGCACGUGUUGUGCGCCGUGGCGGUUCUGGAGGCUCGCUUCGUCAGCAUCUCUGACAGAAGUCCUGUGGAUCUGAGUGGAAUUCCUCUGCAGAGAUUUAAGCUGAAGUGUUACUACUGUAAGAAGAGGAUGAAGAAGGCGUCAGGCUGCUGCGUUCAAUGCUCGCACGGCCGCUGCCCCACUGCCUACCACCCCACCUGCGCUCAGGCUGGGGGGGUCCUCAUGCAGCCCGGAGAGUGGCCCUUCGUCGUCCACGUCACCUGCUGUCGCCACAAAGGCCCCGCCCAGAUCGAGGUAGAGACCUACCGAAGGUUUUUCUGCCCGUCCUCUUUGUCCUCGAGCGUCACGACUUCACUCUGCGUUUCCCAGAGGAACAAAGCUGCCAUGCAUGAGCUGAGCGUGGGACAGAAGGUCAUCUGCAAACACAAGAAUGGACGCUAUUACCAAUGCGACGUGGUCCAGCUGUCCAAGGAGACCUUCUACGAGGUCAACUUUGAUGAUGGCUCCUUCAGCGAUAACCUUUUCCCAGAGGACAUUGUGAGCCGGGACUGCGCUCAGCUGGGGCCACCGCCUUCAGGAGAGGUGGUUCAGGUGCGGUGGACAGACGGGCUGGUGUACGGAGCCAAAUUUGUGGCAGCUCACAUCACUCAAAUGUACCUGGUGGAAUUUGAAGAUGGGUCCCAGCUAACAGCUAAGAGAGACGACGUCUACACUCUAGAUGAAGAACUUCCCAAGAGAGUCAAGUCCAGACUGUCCAAAGCCUCAGACAUGAGGUUCGACGGGAUCUUUGAAGAGAAGGAGAUCAUCCGAGAAUCAAAACGGCAGCGAGUCAUCAACUCCCGUUACCGUGGAGACUACAUCGAGCCUGUGAUCUACAGAGCCAUCAUGGAGUAACAUCAGCCAAGUGUGUCCACCUAAACACCACCAGCAUCCACAGAGAAAUUGCACCUUGAACAGCCUCAGACCGUUUUUUUAUGGUUCCCUACUCGGUCUGCGUGGACUUACCUGUGCUCGGUUUUUUUUACAUCGGUCAAGAAACUCACCGUUUUAUAUUUUUUUAUUCCAUCAGACACAUCAACAGCAGGCGAACGUUUGGUCCUGUGGCAUAUAAACCAGAAUAGAAAUGACUUUCAGGAGAGAGAAAAAAAGAAACAUUUAUUCAAGGAAACUUCCACCUAUGUAAAAAUAUUGAUCAAAUAAACGUUUUAGUUCAUUU
Oryzias latipes (Japanese medaka) is the source of this 3724-nucleotide messenger RNA. RefSeq names its product lysine (K)-specific demethylase 4A, genome duplicate a (gene kdm4aa). Lineage: Eukaryota; Metazoa; Chordata; Actinopteri; Beloniformes; Adrianichthyidae. Gene Ontology annotation, cellular component: chromatin; nucleus. The record is from RefSeq and is a predicted model, not a curated record. Gene Ontology annotation, molecular function: histone H3K9 demethylase activity; histone H3K36 demethylase activity. Gene Ontology annotation, biological process: regulation of gene expression; chromatin remodeling.